AAGAAGCCAAAUAUUUGCAUCAAACUGAUCAUAUCGUGAAAAAUUCUUCUGUACCGCGGCUUGCAAGCCGAACUUUUUUUACAAUUGCGUUCAUAAAGAUAAUUUCUGACACUAGGAGGCUUAACGAUUUUUUAUUGGCUUACAUUACAUGAUUAUUAGCAUUUGUCAGUGUGAUUCCUUAUAAACGCAAGUAGAAGAUAAACAACGGAGCCUCCAACUACACUUGUUCCUACCCGAGUUGAGUACAACCUCUGCCGCCUUUGACUGGGAUGAGACUUUUCCUUUUAUUAAUAGGUACUGCACUAGCAGUAAACAUUGAUAAGAAGCUCCCUUUAUAUGAGGCUGAGAAGCUUACAGGAGAAGACCUUGUUGCGUAUUUGAAAAAGCACCAAAAAUUGUUUGAGGUUGGAGAAACCCCAGAAGGCAAUAGAGGGAUGCAGCAUUUGAUGGAUCCAAAGUACCUUCGCGCUAUUCGAGGUGCUCCAGUUAAGACGGUUGAUAUCGGUGAUGAGCAGUUGCCUGAAAAUUUCGACGCAAGGGAUAAGUGGCCUAACUGCAUUUCAAUUCCUUACAUUCGUGAUCAGUCCAACUGCGGCUCAUGCUGGGCUGUGUCGGCUGCAUCCGCAAUGAGCGAUAGGCUGUGCGUGCAGUCAGAAGGAAAAUUCAAUUCUUAUCUUUCUGACACCGACAUUCUAGCAUGCUGCGGAAGUGAUUGCGGUUAUGGAUGUGAAGGGGGUUAUCCCAUAGAAGCAUGGAAGUAUCUGGUGAAAUACGGUGUUGUGACUGGAGGACGUUAUCGAGAAAAGGGCGUUUGCAAACCUUAUGCCUUUCAUCCAUGCGGCAAACCAGUAGAGGGCGAGAUUUAUUAUGGCGAAUGCCCAACUUCAACAUGGCCUACACCUAGAUGCGAGAAGUUCUGUCAGCGUGGAUACCCAAUUCUUUGGAAGCAAGAUAAACAUUACGGAAUCAGCGCAUAUAAAGUUGCAUUUGAUGAGACGGAAAUUAUGAAGGAGAUUUACAAGAAUGGACCUGUUCAAGCUAGCUUUGAAGUGUACGCAGAUUUUCGCGAGUAUAAAGGCGGCAUAUAUCACCAUACCGCAGGCAGUUUUUCGGGAGGACAUGCCGUCAAGCUUCUUGGCUGGGGUGUUGAAAAUGGAGAAAAAUAUUGGCUUCUCGCCAACUCAUGGGGAAAGAAGUGGGGAGAGAACGGGGGCUACUUCCGCAUGCUACGCGGAGUGAAUGAAUGCAACAUGGAAAAUGACACAACUGCAGGAAUGUUCUACUAGACUAACUCGAAGAUAUGUCUGAAUUUCGUGAGAUAUUCAACAUAAGCGUGAUCAAUAAAGGUUCAAGAU
Messenger RNA from Cylicocyclus nassatus, 1355 nucleotides. NCBI's taxonomy places the organism in Eukaryota, Metazoa, Nematoda, Chromadorea, Rhabditida, Strongylidae. The record is from the annotation of a GenBank genome assembly.